AUGACAGACAGAAAGGGGCAACUAACCGACUUGCAUUCUGUCCAACAGGGAGGCCAACCCACCAAGCGCUUCCAAGACUUGGGCGGUUUUGUCUGUAACCAGUGUAAGCUCAAAGUGUAUUCCAUUUCGGGGCGCACCACAGUCGAGACCGUCUGUACCUGCAAUGCCCCUUCUGUGCUCAGCCAUAGAAUCUACGAAGACUUCUGCUACGUGCCAGGAACCGACCGGUGCAAUCCUAGCCCAUGCAAGAACGGAGGCACAUGCUAUGCACUCGCAGACUUUAAUGGUGUCAACGGCGCCUUCGAAUGUGUCUGCCCGAGCAACUUCCAGGGGAGCACGUGCGAACUUCCAAAUCCGGGUCCUAACCCUACGCCCAAGAAUGGAACCCCACCGCCUACUCCGCCUCCCACCCCCCCUCCUACCAUCGGGCCGAUCACUGGGGACCAAGGCCUGUCUGGCAAACAGGGGGACGCGGCUGCCUUCCCGCAGAGGUGCUGGUUCAACAACGACCCCCGGGGCCGAUACGUGUGCUGUGACGCCCAAGGCUGCGAUGGAUUCAACGCCGACAACCUCACCCCCCACUGCAGGAACUUCGGAUACGUGCCUCCGAACUUCGGCGAGAAUGGAGCGCCGCCCCCGCCUCCUACAACUGACCAGGGGGUUUGCGGAAAGACGGGCGCCGAACCUUUCCCUACCCGUUGCUGGUUCAACAACGACCCCUUGGGGCGAUACGUCUGCUGCGAUAACCAGGGUUGCGACGGGUUCAACGCCGAUAACCUAACCCCGCGCUGCAAGAACUUUGGAUACGUGCCCCCAAACCAAGUUUUGCCUCCCGGGCCCACACCUACGUCUGGUGGACCGCAAGGAGUGUGCGGCUCAGGAGCCGCGUCAGCCUUCCCGAUCCGCUGUUGGUACAACAACGAUCCGCAGGGACGCUACGUUUGUUGCGACAAUGACGGCUGUGACGGCUUCAACCCCCCGGGGAACUUCUUUCCCCGGUGCAAGUCCAACGGAUUCGUGCCUCCCAACCUUUAG
Molecule: messenger RNA, 1035 nt
Organism: Klebsormidium nitens
Lineage: Eukaryota; Viridiplantae; Streptophyta; Klebsormidiophyceae; Klebsormidiales; Klebsormidiaceae
Source: the annotation of a GenBank genome assembly